AUGAGUGAUGCAAAAGAGAAUGAGGAAGCAGGGCAGAAUGUACCCUUGGCUGUGAAAGAAACUCAGCAGUUGGUUGCACAGGUUCAACAAGAAGUUUUGGCUGCUCCUUUGUCCAUACCGGAUACUUCAAACCAUGCUGAAAAUGGGAAGGUAGAGGCAGAGGCACCUGUGGAGGAUAAAAUUGUGAAACCAGAAGCCAAUUCAGAGAGCAUUCCGCAACAAGAUGUCCUAAAUAGUGAAAGUACUUUAAACUCGGUCCCUGUAAUUGAAGAUGCUCCAGUUUUAAAUAAAACCGAAGGUGAAAAUGCAUCAGAUGUGAAGAGAAAAGUAGAACUACUUCCUGAGUGUUAUAAGGACAUAGAGAAAGAUACUAAUGUUUGUCAAAGCAAUGCUGAUACUGCUGAAAUGAUUGUGGAGGUGAAGCCCAAAGCAUUUGAAGCGGGUGAAAGUAAAACUUGCGAAAAUGGAGACUCCAACUCUGCACACCCUAUAUACAAUGAGCCUAACACAGCAAAUGCUGUUCAUACUGAUAUAAGAUCUGAAAUCAAGAGUGGAUUAGACGAUGAGAAUAAGUAUAAUGAAAAACAGGCUGCUGUUGCACAUGCAGAUAAUGGAAAUUUGAUCUCACAGAACUUGUAUUUUUUGGAUCCUGACUAUUCAUAUGAUGGUAAUGAGUCGGGAACAGAAGAGGAGCAGUCAGCUUUUAUGAAGGAGCUUGAAACUUUCUUUAGGGAGAGGAGCAUGGAAUUCAAACCACCCAAGUUCUAUAAAGAGGGGCUUAAUUGCCUUAAGCUAUGGAGAUCUGUAAACAGAUUGGGCGGCUAUGAUAAGGUCACCUCGUGUAAAUUGUGGCGGCAAGUGGGAGAGUCUUUCAAACCUCCAAAGACAUGUACCACAGUUUCAUGGACUUUUCGGGUUUUUUAUGAGAAGGUGAUUCUUGAUUAA
Molecule: messenger RNA, 945 nt
Organism: Sphenostylis stenocarpa
Lineage: Eukaryota; Viridiplantae; Streptophyta; Magnoliopsida; Fabales; Fabaceae
Source: the annotation of a GenBank genome assembly